AUGAAAGAUACAAAAACAGUAUUGCCAAGUGUAAAUGGUGUUAGUGGAAAUGGAGAAAAUAAAAAUGGUUUUCAUCAUAAAAAUAAAAUUCAAGAGAAUGGAAAUGAUGAACAACAUAUAACAACAACGACAACAACAACAUUAAAAAAUGGUUUAGAUAGUGAAGAACUUGUUGGUGGUUGUUGUGUUUGUUCUGAUGAUCAAGGCUUUGCUAAUAAUGCUCUUGUUUAUUGUGAUGGAAAAGGUUGUACAGUUGCUUGUCAUACGGCAUGUUAUGGUAUUGUAUCAAUACCUGAUGGUGAUUGGUAUUGCGGUCGAUGUGAAGCGGGUGAUAUUCGAGCGCCUUGUCGUUUAUGUCCAACAGUUGAAGGUGCAAUGAAACGAACAUCGGAUGGUGGUUGGGCACAUGUUGUAUGUGCAUUGUAUAUUCCUGAAGUAUCAUUUGGUGAUGAUACAACAAUGGAACCAAUAAUUCUAUCAAAAGUUCCAUCAACACGUUUUGGACAAGAAUGUUCGAUUUGUAUACAAAAUGGACGUUCAAAAAUAAUUGCAACAAGUGGUGCCUGUUGUGAAUGUACAGCUAAAAAUUGUUCACAAGUCUUUCAUGUAACAUGUGCACAAGCUCAUGGUUUAUUAUGUGAAGAUGUUCGAAAAAAUAAUUGUCAAUAUCCAAUUUAUUGUGAACAACAUCGUCCAAAACUUUCUAAAUUUAUACGUCAAGUAGCAGCUUUUCAAUAUUCACCAAAUGCAUUAGCAUCACCAGAACAAUUAAAAAAACAACAUCCACUCGGAAAAGAAAAAGAAAGUCCAUCACAAUUAUCUGAUUUUGUAGCUGCUGCUGCAGCUGAAGCAGCAGAUAGUGAUACAAAUUUGCCCUCAUCAACAUCGAUAUUGGAUGAAACAAAUAAUCAAACAAAUACAAGUGACGAACAACAAACACCUGUACCACGUGUUUCUCAUAGUGUCGAUACAUUGCAACGAAAAUCGUCAUCAAAUACAAAUUCAUCUUUAUCAUCAACAUCAACCUCUGUUUCUCCUAUUGUACAACAAAAAAGUCAUUCACGUUCAUCAUCUUCAUCUUCAACGAAUUCAUCAUUACAAAAGAAAGCAAAAUUAAACGAUGAAAUGAAUCCUAAUAGAUCACUUAAUGAUCUUUCACAAUUUGUUCAAUUAAAUAAAGAAGAUCGAAGUUUUGUUCCACCACCACCCCCAGCAGCAGCAGCAGCAGCCACAUCGUCAUCAUUAUCAUCGAAUCAACCUGAUGCAAAAGAAGGAACAUUAGUGAUAACAAAAUCAAAUCCUUCAAUCAUAGAUACAAAAGAAACAACACCUGAUAGCUCAAAAGUAUCCAAACCAAAUGUCAAUCAACAAUCAUCAUUAAGCGUUGUAGAAGAAAAACCAUUAGCAUCUCGAUGUACCCUAUCUUCUACUAAUGAUAACGAUAAUAAUAAUAAUAAUAAUAAACCUAUUAUAAAACAACGUCAUUCAACUGAUACAACACCAACAAAUUCAAAAUCGAUUCCACGUAGACUUUCUAUUAAAUUAAAUAAAGAUGGACAACCACGUAAAAAACGUCAACAUUCAAUUGAAAGUGGCCCAACAAGACCAGUUGGUCGACCUCCAUCAAAAAAAACUUUAUUAGCUCAGCAAUAUACAAAUGGUGUAAAACGUCCAUUUUCAAAACCUCCAAUGAAUAAUAAUACAAAUAAUAUGAAACAUCAAAAAGUCAAUGAUACAUUAAUAAAUAUUCAACAAAAAUCAUCUGAAACUGAAAAUGAUAAUGAAAUUAAAUUAAAUUCUCGAUCAACAAAUUAUUAUCCAUGUGAUCAUUUUGGUAAUCAAAUUAAUUCAGAUGCUUUUAAACAAGAGGAACAUGUAGAUGAACAAUUACAACAAAUAUCAUCAACAGAUAAAAAUGAAGAAACAUCUCGUCAUCGUGUUCCAUCUUCUUCAACACCCUUACGUAUUGAUUUCUAUCCUCGACGACCAUUACAAGAUACAUCAACACAAUCGGCAACAACAGAUCAACAACGAACAUUUCCACCACAGACAUUAGAAGAAUUUCUUGAACAAGAAUGGGAAUCAUCAAGUGAUUUUCUUCUUCAACAAACUAUGCCACAUGAUGUGUCAUCAUUAUUAUCAUGUUUAUAUCAAUUUAAAUCUGAGAAUGCUGCUUUACAGAAAAAGUUUGAUGAACUUAAACAUCGUCGUGAUUCACUUCGAGUAACAAAUGCUAAUCUUCGUCGACGACUAUCAGACAUUUUAUCAGUUAAUGAAACCAUUCCUCCACCACCACCACCACCAACAACAGCAACGACAACAACAACAGGUACAACUGUUACUCAAGUAUCACCAACACCACCAUUACCACCAUCACUACCACCACCACCUCCUCUUCCUCUUAUUCCUCCACCACCUUCAGUAGUUUUGCCUGUUAUUCCACCAAGUCCACGUAAAGAACAACAACAACUUAAACAACAAAAACUUCUAGCUGAAUUAGAAUUACAACAACAAUUACAACAACAAAAAGCAAUAUCACCUACACGAAGACGUUUAUCAACAAAUACAAAUAAUCCACAUGCAGAUUCUUCUCAACAAGCAAUAAAAAAAAGUAAAUCACCACGUCAACCAAAUCCAUUAACACAUCAAUCCAUUCUCGAAAAUCAACUUCGACAAUCAGCUAACAAUAAUCUUAAUUCAACAAAAAAACCUAGCAGUACAACAACAACAACAGCAGCAGUAAUAGCUUCUAAUACUAAAAAAGUUCCUUCAUCUGAAACAGAACUUAUUUCUCAUCUUCCGUCAACAUCAACAACUUCAUCCGUACUUCCAACUACUGUAUCUUCAACUUUACCAUAUGAACAAAUUGAUGUAGCUGCAUAUACAUUAGCAAAAAAUGGACGAACACCUACAAAUCCUGCUAUUAGUCUUGAACUUCUUUCACAAAUUUUGGCUGCUAGUGGUGGUGCUAUGAGUCCUCAACUUUUUGCACCAACAUGGAAUAUUUCUAAUUUUGGUUAUGCCAAUUUUCCUGGCGCUAAUCCAAUGUCGGUUUCAGACGAAUCCAUACUACGUUCCUAUGCUCCACCAACACAUCCAUCACUUGAACAACAACAAUCAUCGGCGAAACAGCAACCAUGA
Adineta steineri is the source of this 3141-nucleotide messenger RNA. The record is from the annotation of a GenBank genome assembly. NCBI's taxonomy places the organism in Eukaryota, Metazoa, Rotifera, Eurotatoria, Adinetida, Adinetidae.